Molecule: messenger RNA, 2443 nt
Organism: Bombus terrestris (buff-tailed bumblebee)
Lineage: Eukaryota; Metazoa; Arthropoda; Insecta; Hymenoptera; Apidae
Exons: 6
Coding region: 355-1905 (516 amino acids)
Source: RefSeq, a predicted model, not a curated record
UCAAGUUGUUCCAUCUGCUAUUUCUAGGUCGUCGUGACGAGCAUAGAUUAUGAGUAAAAACAGCAAAAAGGCAAUGGCGGCUAUUCUUCAGACAGUCACUGAAUUUAUUAUGAAAAAUUUCGGAAAAAUGUGAUCUCCGUGUCGGUUCAUCGUGAACAAAAUCGAGGUGUGGCCUGAAGGCCAAGGGAUGAUAUUGCGUGCAGAAAAGAGAUGGCACACAGUAUGCGUAGACAAUGGCUGGCAAACGUAUAAAGCAGUUGCUUAAUUCAAUGAGUAACGAAUGGUGGUUAAUAGUGGAUCAAAUAGGAAAGAUCGGCAGGCAGGAAGGAGUAAACACUCGAGUGUGCCUAAGUAAUGAGCGAGACUCGGCAUCAUCUUCACUCGGUUUCGGACUUGUAUGCAGCCGACGAGAUAGAAGUACUUCUCUUAGAAGAGAUUCGUGACCUGGAACUACCAGCCUCUGCAUAUUCUAGACCUGAGGACAUUCAGGACUUUGAUAUUGCAGGCAGUAGAACAGGGGGGCAAAUUAGCUCCCAACCUUUGGAGCUGGAUUCACCAGGGGUCCAUUCAACGGUCCAUUCAUGGGACUCACAUGCUAAUUAUCAUGGUCACUAUGGCUAUGGUGAUCACCAUGGCUCUUCCUCAAAUGCUUUGGCUUGGCCAAGAGCAAGUCACUUGGUACUUUAUUGUGACAUACAGGGGCAUCUUAAAACUGCUAUUGGUGUUAUUAGACUUUUACUACUUAUAUCAUCUGCAGCGUGUUUGGCAACAUUAUGCAGCUCCGGCACUGCCAAGGUCAGCUUAUUUAUGUUGCCUUUAAUCGGGCGGCUGCGUUUCAUGAUCUUUGUAGCAGUUUUCUGUUUUUUGGUCACUGCAUUGCUCCUCUUCCUUGAUAUUUCGCAUGUUAUAUAUGUUUUUCCUUUCAAUUGGGCAAAAUUGAAUGCUUGGAUAUUCACUGGUAUAGGCUUAUCUUAUGCCUUGAGUAGUGCAUUAUUAGCAUGCUCUAUAUGGGAAUAUCACAGUGGUGGCUGGGUGCCAAAACGCACUCGAUCUCAGUUGUCUGCCGCGGCAGCGCUUGGACUGUCAUGUGCUAUUUUAGCCUUCUUACUUUCAUGGAUACAUGGUCGCAGUGGAUCAAGUUGUAGGAGUUCAGAUAGUCGCAAUCAUACACCAACACAACUUUAUAAGCCUGUUGACAAUUCUUCCUCUUCGGGAGUUACUCUCAAAGAGCGGAGCCCUAAGAGGCCUGCUUCAUGGGCUGUCAAAAAUCAACAGUCAAGGAAACAAAAUAUAGACAGUGAUACAAACACAAAUAACGGCCAUCACGGCAAUGAUAAUCAUACAAAAUACAAGCAAGAUGCCAAUAGAAAAGAUCACUGGGCUUCUGCAAGGGAACACUUCUUACAUACCCAAGAAACUAACGAAGAUAUUCAAAGAAGCGAUGUCGAUAUUGAAAGGAGAAGGAGAAGACGAAGAAGAGAUGGUGAUAGUAGUUCAGGCGAUGGAAAUCUAAUAAGUACCAAAACCAAUAGUGGUCAUAUUCUGGAGGAUAAUAAAUCUAGACGGGUGCCGCGGAAAUUACCUCUACAGUCGGUGGAACAAUCCCGACCUUGGCCUGGUGCUGAACAUAGAGGCAGUGGUUCUAUGCAAAUUAGAAAUAAAACUUUACAAAUGCCAGUGAACAAUAAAGCACAGGACUAUUGUGGCAUAGAUGAAUCUAGUUCAAUGCAAGUGACUCAAAAUGGUUUCCACUGGGAAAUGGAAUGUACAUCUAGCAAUAGUAUGGAGAAAGCAGCAGAAAUAGCUAUGGAUCGUACUGCCAUGUGGACUGGACAAUGGCAUCCACCACCUGAUGACGUCCAACCUUGCUCUAGCAAAACUAUUGAUCCUUACAGCUUUGCCUGAUUGAAUUUAAAAACGCGUAUACAUGUGUUAGAAAAUGUUGGACUCAUUGCAGUGAAUGACUUUUGGGAACAGCUAUGUAAUACAGAAGUUUCCCUUGAAACGAUAGUUUCGUAAUAUCAUAUUGAACCUUCUUUCACUGUUUGUAUUAAGGAAAGGAUAAAAAAGAACGGAAAUAUUUUAUUGUCUUACCAAUGAAAUAUUUAUAUUGUUUCUAAACGAAUUUGUCCAAAUUGAAUGUGUUUAAACUUACAUAUGUAAAAGUCACUUUAAUGUUAAAGUAGUGCACAGUGACCAUAACGUCUUUGUUAUCAUCUUUUAAGUCUAUAUUUUUCUCCUCUGUGCAUAAAAUGAGAUUAAGUUUGGAAUUAAGUUGUUAAUCAGUUAUUUAUGCAGGUGUAGAUAAAUUCCAGAAAAGCUCUAUAUUACAAUCAAGACCAUGGAAUAAUGUCUUAUGUCCAAAUGUUUAAGAAUCCUAUAUAAAAUUAUUGUUGCCUUGUAUAUUAUGCUGCCAAGAAAAUAAUUUCUUUUUAGUUGUCGA